AUGUGUGGAGACAGGAGUAUGCAGGAUAAUUCAUAUGAAGACGCCCUCCACCCUCCUACACAAGGUCAUCAUCAUUCAGCGCUUGAUCCUCGGUUCAUACCUGGAUACACAGAUGAAGAAUUUACAUCCAAUAAUAAUCACCUCAAGUUACCCAUCCCAGAGGUAAAUGAUGAGAUAAGCAGGAACGAGGCAAAGACUGCGGACGAUCCACAGGAAGAGAUGAGUGACAUUCUGACACAGUUCAGUUCAACCAAACCAGGUGUUCACCCCUACUGGAUCGGUGAUCUGGACAGCAUCAUCAUGAAGUCUCCUGAGUUGUACACCAGUCCUCGUGAAAAUGGUGGUUUCUAUAAAACGAGGAAGUCUCUGUCCCAACAGCUGGAGUUUUCUCACACCCAUACUCAGGCAGUGGACCACCCCUCACACUCCCUCAGUUCUGCUCAGCUGUUGAACCAGUCCAGCAACGUGCACGCCUUCAUAAUCUGCAGUAUUGUGCUGAUAAAGGGUCAUGGCAAGGGUCUGGGCUUCAGUAUCGUGGGGGGUCAGGACAGCCCGUAUGGACCCAUGGGAGUCUAUGUGAAGACCAUUUCUCCUUCAGGAGCAGCGGCUGCUGAUGGACGGCUGCAGGAGGGUGAUGAGAUUCUGGAAGUUAACGGAGAUUCCCUUUAUGGUCUGACUCACUAUGAAGCUCUGCACCGAUUCAAACAAAUCAAAAAAGGUCUGGUGACUCUGGUGGUAAAAACCAGUCUGCAUGGUGGGGCCUUACGUGGACGGAAGCAAGUUUUUCAGCUCAGCAGGUCUCGCUCCCUCAGCUCCACUACAGGCUUGGCAUGGCUGGGUUCUGACGCAACAUGGCUGGGUUCUGACCUCAGCUCUCUGAAGGACAGCAGUAACACACUAAGCCCCACAGACCAACCUGUUAAACCCAGAGACCGGAUCAUGAAAGAAAUCAUCCUGCACAAAGAGGCAGGAGUCGGGUUGGGAAUCGGACUGUGCUGUGUUCCCUCUGAUGAAGGAUGUUCAGGGAUCUUUAUUCACACCAUCUCUCCUGGAUCCAUCGCUCACAUUGAUGGCAGACUGAGAUGUGGGGAUGAAAUCAAGGAGAUCAACAAGACUUUGGUUUACAGCAUGGGCCUGAAUGAUGUCUACUCCAUCCUGAGCCAGUCCAAACCAGGUCCAGUCUACAUCAUCAUCAGCCGCCACCCUGACCUCAAAGUGUCAGCAAAGCAGCUGAAUGAUGCCAUCAUCGAGGCGGUGGAAAACAGCAAACUGGAAAAAAACAAGAGUCACCACUUCCUGUUUGUGCGGCAGGAAGAAGAACUUAUAAGAAAAGAGUUAAAGCGAAGCAAAGGAGAAUUAGACUCUGCAUCGAAUACCAAGAACCAACUCCAAACAGGUGAAACUACUGCUGCACUCUGCUCCAAGCUGAAGAAAGGUGGUCUGAGGAGACAGGCUCGUAUCAAUCCACACUCUGAAGAUCAGCUUCAAGACCCUUGGGUUCCUCUUUCAAACUGCUUGUCUGAAGACCUUCCUGAGAUCUUUCAUCAUCAGGAAAGUACAAACAGCAGCAUCCCUGCCACCAUGACAGAUGAGGAGAACGUCACAGAACAAGCAUCGACUAUGGCUCAGAAACCUUCAGGAUUAAAGACGGCACCCCCUGUGGCACCCAAACCUGCUUGGUUUCCACAGAGUCUCAGGAAAAUCUGGAAUGAUCAAGAACAGAGAAAGCAUGCUUAUUCAUCAGAAGAGAAGUCUCCUGCAGGUAUCAGCAGAAGCUUUGGGGAUAAAUCUACCUCUUUUGAGAGGAACAUGUCAAUCAAGCAAAAGAUUCACUCUUUUGAGACCUUUUCUAGUCCAGGGCCACAAGUCAAAAGGAGUAGUGUCAGGAGGCCUACUGCCCCCUCCACCUCUGUAUCUUUGCUGGAGGAGAAGUCUGCAAGCGUUUGCAGUUUCUCUCUUGGUUCACAUGACAAGAGUCAACAUAAAUUCCCCAAACAGACACAGUCAGACCAAUUUUCAUGUGAUGGAAAAAUAAACAAUGGAGCGGACUCUGCUGAACUCUCUGGAAUCAUCCCAGCCACAUUUGAAGAUUGUCAUCAAACGGAUGCCAAGACUUGCGAAAAUCAACCUCCUUCCAGUGAGUCCUCUAGUGAGUCAGAAUUGUCACUCUGCAAUAUCAUCAACUCCGAUCCCAGCAUGGUGAAAAAUGAUGCUCAUCUAACUCCAGACCAAAAUGAUGCUAAAGUCCAAACAUCUGACCAGGAAUCUGAGCGAGAAAUGGUGGAUAUCAGCAACUCCACAGAGUCCAGUCUUCUUUCAGCAACACCUGCAAGAUCCAGUGAAAAUCCUGCAGAGAUCAGUUCAGAUGGAAACACAGAAGAAACUCCUGGAGAGAUGCUGAAGUCAUCUCAGAGUUCUACUCCUCCCACAGAAGAGCCAUCCCCGAAGACUGAAGAAGAAGAACAAUUUGGGAAAAUCAUUGCCUUCAGUAACCAGGUUUCACAAGCAUUAAUGCGCUCACUUCCAGUUUCCUAUCAUAACUCCUGCCUCCAAACUUUGACAGACCUCUCGGCUGAGGAUGUAAGUAGCACUCAGGACUCCAAUCUGGGCCAGGAUCAAAAUAAAAAAGGAUUCUCUGUCAGUUUGGCCACACUGAGGGAAUGCACCAUUGAGCAGGAGAGGAGUGAUAGUGAUGCAACUCUGAUCUCUGCUCACUCUGUCAUCUCAGUCAUUCCUUCAGAAGAAAUACAGAUGAUGAUACAGGAAGUUAAAGACUUGGAUGAAGUAACAGUGAAGCAGCUGGUGGAUAUCCAUGUUGUGAUUCUGCAUAAAGAGGAGGGCGCUGGGUUGGGCUUCAGCAUCGCCGGGGGGUCCGACCUGGAGAACAAAGCUCCAACAGUGCACAGAGUGUUUCCCAGCAGACUGGCUGCUCAGGAGGGAACCAUCCAGAAAGGAGACGAGGUUCUGUCGAUCAACGGACAAAGUCUGCGUUAUGUCACACAUGCCGACGCCACCGCAGCUCUGCGUGAGGCUCGCAGUCAAAAACUGGCUGUGGUUGUUAUUUGCAAGAAAGCUGUGGAGGACAUCCAAGAGGAAGGAGUCCAGAGAGACCGAGAGGACAGUUCAGCAGGUACAGAGAAGCAGGAAGCCUCCAUGAAAGUGAAGCUGGAGAAAGGUGCAGGGGGUGUCGGUUUUACUCUGGAAGGAGGAAAAGGAUCAAUCCUUGGAGACAGACCUUUGGUCAUCAACAGGAUCUUUAAAGGUGGAGCAGCAGAGCAGAGUGGCCUGCUGUGUGGAGAUGAAAUUCUGCAGGUCCAGGGACAGAGUCUGCAGGAUAUGACCCGCUUUGAGGCCUGGAACAUGAUCAAGACUUUACCUGAAGGGUCCAUUUUCCUCGUCAUCAGGAGGCAGCAGGGGCCAGAGGAGUGA
Nematolebias whitei (Rio pearlfish) is the source of this 3429-nucleotide messenger RNA. RefSeq names its product interleukin 16 (gene il16). The transcript is spliced from 19 exons. Lineage: Eukaryota; Metazoa; Chordata; Actinopteri; Cyprinodontiformes; Rivulidae. The record is from RefSeq and is a predicted model, not a curated record. Gene Ontology annotation, biological process: leukocyte chemotaxis; induction of positive chemotaxis. Bases 1 to 3429 code for a protein of 1142 amino acids. Gene Ontology annotation, molecular function: CD4 receptor binding; cytokine activity.